Messenger RNA from Oryza sativa Japonica Group (Japanese rice), 1607 nucleotides. RefSeq lists its product as uncharacterized. NCBI's taxonomy places the organism in Eukaryota, Viridiplantae, Streptophyta, Magnoliopsida, Poales, Poaceae. The record is from RefSeq and is a predicted model, not a curated record.
UAGGAGAGGUGGAAUUAGGAAACGGAAAUGAAUGAAGCGAUAGGAUGAAAUAUGGUGAGAAUGAUGGAUAGCUAAGAUUAAGACUUAUCCUUUGAGGUGUGGGAAAUCAUAUCCCAAACCUAUUUUCCAAACAUGACCAUAGUACUAAUCUCUCCACCUAAAUACCAUCCUAUAUAAGCCACGCGCUGCGUGUGUCAGUGUCACCGCGCACACGCCUUCAAUUAUUAUUUGCCAAUGGCUUUCUCGGCUUCCAUCUUCUCCUUUUACUCCUUCGCCGUCGCCGCCGUCCUCUUGGUAGGCACGGCGGCCGCCAGGCCAGCCACGUCCGCCGUCGUGGCUCGUGGCACCAAUGCCACGGCGGCCGCCGCCAACGCAACCGUGAUGGCGCGCCGCGGCCGCUCCUCGCCGCUAUCGACGGCGACGACGGAGGAGGAGCAGCAGUACAUCUGCUACCUCUGCCGCGGGCGCAACACGCUGAUGAUCAGCUGGUGCCCCCUCGACAAGGACGAGUGCCACAUCGCCUGCCUCUCGUCGCCGUCGUCGGCGUCGCGCUCCUCCUCCUCGUCUCCGCCGCGCGCGCUGCCUUUUUCCGCCGCCGACGACGAUGGCGGCGACAACGGCCGGGGCGGGGGCCACGACGACUGCUACGUCAUGAAGGUGUACCCUGACGGCAGCUGGGUCGUCGUCGACGUGGUCAGCUGCCAGGCGUCCGCGGGAUGCUACCUCGUGUGCAGCUACGGCGACGCGCUGCCGUCGUCGUCGUCGUCGGGCGCCGCUUCCGGCGAGAUCACCCCGGCCGCCAUCGGUAGCCCGCUGCCGCGCGGCCUGACCGAGUUCGAGCGGUGCGGCGACCAGCGCUAGCCGUGCCCGGGUGCCGCCGUCCGCGAGCCCAUGUCGACAACGCGUACGUGCCGUUUGAUGAUCCGAUCCGACGAAUGUAACGUUGGACAUAGCACUAAACCUCGUGUCAAUCUGUGCAUAAAUAUAUAGGCAGUAUGGUAGAGAGAAAACCAAAAGAAAUUCAAGCAAGCAAAACAAAUAAAAAUAAUAAUACGAGUAACACUUUAGGUUUCACAAUUUUUUUUCAGGAAGUAGUAGUUAAUGUGGAAGAAUCAACCAGCUCAUAUUUGCAAACUACGAUCUGUCUCUGUUAACCAAAUUACGAGUGUGUGUUCUUGGGAUAAAUUCACAGCCGUUUAAUUUCUUACUGAUCGGAUCGAUCUUGCGGCUUGCGGCAGCAACACGAGAAGUCUCCUCGUUCUAUGGCUAAAAACGUCCCAACCUGCCGUUUCGGUGGUUUGUUUUUUGGUAAAUGGCUGCGGCAGCACAACACACUUUGCUUGUUGCUCACCACUUUCAAACAGAAUCCAUUGCUUCCUGGGCUUGCUAAUUAACCGUGUCCACCGCUGACAAAUAGUACCAUCCACCGCCGGAGCGCGUAGUUGCUGAACAGCUGAAUUAGUAAAUCACUAUUCCACUACUGAUUUGCACUACAUUUGUUUGCUGUUCAUAGCGAUAUGCGUAGUCUACGUGCAUGUACUAUGUUUUUUUUUUGAAAGGGAUAUGUACCGGGUAUUCAUGAGUAUGAACCUUGUUAGAAAAUUUGU